AAAUCCCAUGAAAAUGAGCAAAAAUGCAGAGGAAAAGAAAGAUGGGUUACAAAUAAAGAGAUAACAAAGCGGGAGAGGACAGGAAAAAAAAAGUGUGAAAGAAAGAAAAAUGGUGGGGGCCUCUUCUUUGCAACCGAGGAUGAUCUCUUCUUUUGUUGGUGAUCGUUUAGUUCAAUCAAGACAGCCUCUUUCUCAACUAUUUAAUUACAACCCAGGUUGUAAGCAUGUGUCAAUGCAAUCAUCUAGAACGUUCUCUGGCUUAACCAAUCUCUUAUUCAAUAGAAGGUGCAAUUUGGAGGAAGUGCCAAACAGCAAGCGCAAACGUCUGAGACCUGGCAAGAUAUCUCCUCGUCGACUUGUUCCAAAUCAUAUACAAAGGCCACCUUAUGUCAAAACUCGGAUGGCGCCUGGAAUUGCCAGUGGACAUGAAGUGCAUGAUCUAAAGGGCAUAGAAUGCAUGAGAGCUUCGGGAAGGCUUGCAGCACAGGUUCUCAAUUAUGCCGGGACCUUAGUGAAGCCAGGCAUAACAACUGAUGAAAUUGACCAAGCAGUUCAUCAAAUGAUUAUCGAUAAUGGAGCAUAUCCUUCACCUCUUGGCUAUGGUGGAUUUCCAAAAAGUGUUUGCACAUCAGUGAAUGAAUGCAUUUGCCAUGGAAUACCAGAUUCUUGUCCACUUGAGGAUGGUGAUAUAAUCAAUAUUGAUGUCACAGUGUAUCUAAAUGGUUAUCAUGGUGAUACAUCAGCAACUUUCUUUUGUGGAGAUGUUGAUGAGGAAGCAAGUAACCUUGUGAAGGUAACCAAAGAAUGCCUGGAUAAAGCAAUAUCAAUAUGUGCACCAGGAGUGGAGUUCAAGAAAAUCGGCAAAACAAUUCAUGACCAUGCAGACAAAUUUCGUUAUGGUGUUGUCCGGCAAUUUGUUGGCCAUGGGGUUGGACGGGUUUUUCACGCUGAUCCUGUUGUUCUACACUUCAGGAACAAUGGUGGUGGAUGCAUGGUCUUGAACCAGACUUUCACUAUCGAACCAAUGCUAACGAUAGGCAGCAUUAAUCCAGUAAUGUGGGAUGAUAACUGGACAGUGAUCACAGCAGAUGGGAGCCUGUCAGCACAGUUCGAGCACACUAUUCUUAUAACCGAACACGGGGCUGAAAUAUUGACCCACUGUGAAGAUUGAAUUGAUAUUGCACCAUGCAGCAAGCACCGGCACAUCCAUCCAUUUUGGAAUUUUUAUCAUCCACAUUUGCUUGACGUGCCUCUUCCAAACCAAAAUUUUCACACAGGAGAAGGCACUCCAUUGUUGUGUUGUUAAAACUCUAACAUGCAUAUGUAAUAUCGUCUUCUACAAGGUAAUUUUUACCUUCCUUUAUGAGGCUGCAGAUGAAAAAUUAAUUUCAUCAUGCCAAGUACUUGGUUUUGUUAUGUAAUUUAUAUUAUUUUUCCUGUUUAUUCCGUUAAAAACCCUUGAUGAAUACAACUGUAAAUCAACCAACUAGUUAUUCUUUUUCAUGAUUUAUCAAUGAAAUCAAUCUCUCAAGUGAUUAUAGUUUU
Molecule: messenger RNA, 1545 nt
Organism: Theobroma cacao (cacao)
Lineage: Eukaryota; Viridiplantae; Streptophyta; Magnoliopsida; Malvales; Malvaceae
Gene: MAP1D
Product: methionine aminopeptidase 1D
Biological process (GO): proteolysis
Cellular component (GO): chloroplast
Molecular function (GO): metalloaminopeptidase activity
Source: RefSeq, a predicted model, not a curated record